AUGGCGGACGAUGUGGAACAUUUCUUAGAGUUUGUCUUAAAAAGGUCCGAAGAAAUAAGUUUGCAGGAAAACGAAGACAUUCUCUCUGAACUAUUAAAACAUAUAUAUUUGCUUGGUAGGACAGUACAAUUACUGGAAGAAAUAAGAGAUUUUGUUGUGAAUGCUGGUGAGCCUGAUUCAGGGAAAUGGCAGCAAUUGGUGAACGUUUAUUGUGAAAUUGAAAGCGAAUUUAUUUGUCUCUACAAUCGCGAAUUAAGCAACUCGAAUUACCGUAACAUGCCAACUACCGUUGUUAAUUGA
Paramuricea clavata is the source of this 300-nucleotide messenger RNA. Lineage: Eukaryota; Metazoa; Cnidaria; Anthozoa; Malacalcyonacea; Plexauridae. The record is from the annotation of a GenBank genome assembly.